AUGAGUAGAGAGAUCUCGGCAUUGCUUCAACCGCGGUACAUCGCAAUAUUCGCGCUUGCUCUAGUUCUCAUCUUUUUUGCGUUUUCCUUCUCUCAACGGGAGGAAGUGAAGGUGGAAGAGGCUUAUGAAAUCACCCACAGAGUAUUUUUGGAUGUUGACAUAGAUAAACAACGUAUAGGCAGAAUCAUCAUUGGUUUAUAUGGCCAGGUUGUACCGAGGACUGUCGAGAAUUUCAGGGCUUUGUGCACAGGGGAGAUGGGUAAAUCUGCUAAUGGAAAAGUUCUUCACUACAAGGGAACACCGUUUCAUCGUAUUAUUUCUGGAUUUAUGAUCCAAGGAGGGGAUAUUGUCUCUGGAGAUGGUAGAGGAAACCAGUCAACAUAUGGCGGCACCUUCCAUGAUGAGAAUUUCAAGUUGAAGCAUUCACAUGCAGGUGUUGUUUCCAUGGUGAAUUUGGGACCUGAUUCCAACGGUUCACAAUUUUUUAUUACAACAAUCAAGGCUAGCUGGUUGGAUGGCCAGCACGUUGUUUUUGGCAAAGUUAUCGAAGGCAUGGAUACCGUGUAUGCCAUUGAGGGUGGAGCGGGAACCUACAGUGGGAAGCCAAGGAAAAAGGUGAUCAUUGCGGAUUCUGGGGAGAUACCCAAGAGCAAGUGGGAAGAUGAGAGCCAAAUUUCAGGGUCAUACAAUAGCAGCAGUACAUUUUGA
This is a messenger RNA of Fraxinus pennsylvanica, 708 nucleotides long. Lineage: Eukaryota; Viridiplantae; Streptophyta; Magnoliopsida; Lamiales; Oleaceae. The record is from the annotation of a GenBank genome assembly.